GAAAGACACCGUGACUUUCGUACGUAUUUCAUCGUGAAAAACCUUUUAAAUCAUGGCUACCGAUUUUCAUGAAAUUGAGAAACAUUCCAGAGAAAUGGUAUAAUUUGGAAAACGCAGAAAUGAUGAACCCAACAACAAUAAAGUCCUGGUUGCUACGUGGUGAACUCGAAAAAUUGGAACAUGUCGUUUUGGAAGGACGUGGAGCUCGUCUGUUAGGUGAACACUCUCCAGAUCUCCGAACUCGAGUCUUCCUGAAAGGACUCCCAAAUUACUUGACGAAAAUUUCUCAGGUGCACGAAGCAGCUGUACGCGGUUCCUUGGGAGAAACGCAGAGACUGAUAUUGGAGGAGCCCAAAAAGAAACUAGCCAUCGCGAAGGAUCCUUCUGGCAUCCCUUUGCUUCAUAAAGCAGUCUACUACGAUCAACUGGACAUCGUCGAGUGGCUGGUGCAAAAUUAUCCCAUUACCGUUCAACAGAAGGACAAAGAAGGUAGAACAGCAUUGCAUUACUGUGCUGGUUGCAAGAAUCCUGGGGUCAUUUGGGAUGUUCUGAUAGAAAACGACUGCGACUCGAGCAUCUGCGAUAAGAAGGGCAAUCCUGCGUCCUAUUAUCUGGAACAUAGGUCAGAAAUUGAAUUAUCCGAAGUGGAGAUCAUGUCCCGGAGGAAGGCGAGCACCGUCAGGGAAUUUAUUCCAGGUUCGGACUUCAAACCUUCUACUAUAAGAAUAUGGAUCCACAACCGAGACCUUGGGAAAUUGCAACAAGUUUUAUGGGAAGGUCAUGGAAACAGGUUGCGUAUGGAGACCAGCAACAAUACUCGUGUCAAAAGGUUUCUGGAAGCUGUGCCCUUUAUAAUGGGUACCGUAAAAGAUGUCCACGCAGCUACAGUAAAUAAUGAUUUGGAUGAGCUCAGGAAUAAAGUUGAUUCCUCGUCGCCCAUCAUUCUGUGCAGCAAAGACAGCAAUGGUUUAAAUGUCUUACACAAGGCUGCUGGAUUGGGACAUACAGAAAUCGUACGAGAGAUUCUUGCGAAAUAUCCAUCGACUGUUGAAGCGCAAGACAAUGACGGAAAAACACCGUUGCAUUAUGCAGCUGCAGCAAAGGAUGAUGGAGUUUUGUAUAAUUUAUUAGUGGAGCAUGGUGCUGAUGAAAGUAAAUUAGACAAUAGACACAAAGCAGCAGCCUUCUACAAGAACAGACCAUCGGAUAUAGACCAAUCGCUAUUGACCGUGAUACCGGAAGCGCCUAGAGUCGCCAGCACAUCUUAUCCUAAGCACUGGGACUGGAGAAUCCUCGAAGUCGAAGAAUCUCUAUCCAGAGGAAUGAGGAAAGUUAACAGUGCAGAUAUUGACAGUGCAUUUGGCAGUGCUGAAUCGGCUUCAAAAAGCUUCAGCAAAUCAAUGGAGCAGAUAAAAAACGUGGAAGAAGAUUCACAGAAAGAGGAGCAGGAGGAAGCAGAGAAACCAGAGAAUACAGAAACCCAAGAAGAUACGGAAAACCCAGAAAAUGCAGAAAAUGCAGAGAAUGUAGAGGACUCGAAAGACCCAGAGACCGCAGAGAAAGACGAUGAGCAAACUGUGGAAGAAACAAAAGCCGAGGAUACAGAAGAAAGAUCCUCGGAUGACGAUGUGGUAACUGGUACAAUGGCGCAGGAGACUGAAGAGGAAGAAGCAAAUCCAGAGAAAGAGGAAGCGGAAGCAGAGAAAUCAGAAGAAGAAAAUGAAACUGAGGAGAAGAAUGAAUCGAAAAGCCCGGAUCCCAUAAAGGCAGACGAGGUCGUCCAACAGGAGGAGGAAAACAAGGUGGAACAAGAGGAGAGAAACGAGCCGAGCACAGGUGAUUCUGGUGUCGAUGAUCCAGGAAACGACGAAGAUCAGCAGGUGAUCGUUGGUGAACACGAGGAACCACCGGACACAGAAGUGAACGAGGCAAGCAUGACGGCAGAUCCGGAAAUCGAGAAGCUGUUGGAGAACGGAAAUAUGGAGCAAUUGGCGGGAUUGGUUCUGAACGGGGAUGGGAGAAGAUUGGUCGGCCGGCGUUCGGGGAAUCCUGAACUUCAGGCAUUCAUCGAUCGUGUUCCUUCUUAUAUGGGAAAAAUUCACGCUGUUCACAUGGCAGCACGAGAAGGAAACCUCAGAGAUUUGCAAAGUGCAUUAGAUCGUCGCAAAUUUGCAGUUGCAAGGGAUGGUUCCUCGCCGCAUGGUGCAACACCCCUUCACGUUGCAGUCGUGUUUGGAAAUACCACCAUCAUCAGAUAUCUGGCAGGGAGGUUUCCAGAAACCGCGAAUGCAAUCGAUUUAGAUGGUCGAACACCCUUGCAUUAUGCGGCCACCCUCGCAGACAAUGGCCAUUACUACAAUCUUCUGCUUCAUCUGGGUGCCAAUCCUUUAGUUCAAGAUAACUUCGGACAAAAGGCAGAUUACUACAAACAAAAUCAAUCAGAAUUGUCUCACAAAUCGCUCCUCCGCGAUUUCGGUGCUAACGAGAACCUCGCCGACGAGAUGUUGACCGACAAAGUUCCUGGAGGGGACACGUACUCCGCGCGUCGUGACAUAACCGAACCAGAGACGUUAGCCACCUUGGAGAGGUGUUUCCGUCUUCUAGCUGGUACAAGGCACGGUGCGACACCGAAAUCGGCUGGGAACUCCGGUACACUGAUCGGCCGUUGCCUGAAACGGCCCAUAUUCGAUCGUAUCAAGCACCGUGUGACACGCAUGGACCACAAUCUCUUUGAUGUGAUCUGGCUCGCUUUAAAGAAAUACGGUAACUCGAGUAGCAGCGGCGAUACGAGCAGCGCUUACUCGUACGUCGGCAACGUCGAAGAAGACGACUCUCUUUUAUUGAUCGCACCUGAUUACGAAAGUUACAUCGUCUUCGCGGAGUUCUUCGAUCCUCUGAUCAGAGACAUUCAUUGCGUGACUGCAAGCGGCGACCUGCCCGAUCAUCCGCCUCCUAGAUACUUCCACGACGAGGACGAGGGCGAAGAGAACCCCGACUCGAUCGACGAGGUGACCAUUUCCACGAUCGAAGGCUACGACCUCGAUCCCCCGGCUAAGUACGUUCAAGCUGCAGUGAUGGAGUGUUGCAGGAACCUCGAGGAUUACACGUUCCCUUUGACUCUGACGGUGAAUCAAUUGGAGGAAGUGGAACGAGUGAUCACCAGCGAGCUGAUGAGCCAGUAUAUCUCAGAGAUGAUGGCCGAAGGGAGCAGCGAAGAUGAGCCAGGAACUUAUUUCACCCUUAACGAGAUCCUGGACCAACCGAGUCCGAUCAGAGCCCAAUUGGCGGCUUCUGGAUUGUUGUUACCGAUCGCAGACUCCGACCCCCAGGAUGAUCGACGUCUUCAUGGAAGACACUGGCCAUACGGACGAGGUGUUUACGUGUCCUCUGCUGGAGAUCUUGCUGCAUGGGUGAAUGUCCAGGAUCACCUGAGGAUCGUGUGUCGUACUACCGAUAGCAGACCUGGUCUGAUCGGUCGCACCUACGUCAGACUGGCAAAAGUGAUGGUGAUCCUCGAUGAAAGAUUGAAGUUUAAACGGGACCAGAAGCUGGGCUUCCUUAGCUCGCGACCGUACGCCAUCGGCAAUACCCUUAGAUUCAACGUGAUCGUUAGAUUUCCAGAACUGUCCAAGAAAUUCGAUCAUCUGAAACAUCUGUGCGUGGUACGUGGAUUAAGUAUUCGUGAAACGGCUAGAAAGGACACGGUGCGGAUCGGUAAUCAACAGUCGUUGAGCAUCAGCGAACUGCAAACCCUUCAAGACUUUUCUAGGGCUGUUCUGAACAUCCUAGCCUUGGAGAAGGAACUGUCGAUAAAUAGUUCCUUGAAAAUCGCCAAUCUACUGGCGGGAAUAUUUCGCAAACGUAACAGCGCGAAACGUUUCCAGACUUAACGGACGAGAAAGGAGCGGAUGCAACUUUCAAACUUAAUUUACGUCAAUUUCUAUUUCUUUUGAUUCUUUUUGUGGACCGAUACGCUUACACGUGGAAACUUUCUGUGAUAAUUCAUGAGCCAAUGCGUUCGACUGCCAAUUUAAUCCUCGUAGACUGAAACUGUAGAGGGAAGAAUGUUGGAAAGACGUGUGUGAACGUUGUUCUCUGUCCUCGAUGAUAAUUGAACGAAAAAUUUAACUACUCGGACGAAGGCUGGAUUGAUUGACCUUAGGUUAGUAGAAACGAACGUUAUUGCUACAUGUUGUCGCACGUACGUUCGUCAGUGUAUAUGUGUAUCUAGAAUGAAAAACAUUCGUUACAGAGAUGAAAUUUUUCGAGGAGAACUUAAAUGAACCUUUUACCAGAGCUUCUUUAUGUGUCACGCACGAGUUCGAUGUUCACACGAGACCAGAAAUGGCGUAGCACGUGUCUUUCCAACUUCCGUUGUAUUCGAUUCUACAACAAACGGUGUAUUUUUAUAAAUAAUCCAACUGUAUGUAAAAUACUAUAAAUUGAAAGAAAAAAAAAA
Messenger RNA from Osmia lignaria (orchard mason bee), 4459 nucleotides. RefSeq lists its product as uncharacterized. Gene Ontology annotation, molecular function: protein binding; kinase activity. Lineage: Eukaryota; Metazoa; Arthropoda; Insecta; Hymenoptera; Megachilidae. The record is from RefSeq and is a predicted model, not a curated record.